CAUAACAAAGAUGUAGCCAGAUAACAUUUACUGUUAAUUUGUACUUUAAAAAACAAGAUUUCUAAACCAAAAUACUUAACUUAUUUGUAUUUUAAAGAUUCACUAUUACAAGCCAUUGGCCAUUCUUCAUAAGAACCAACCUGAAGUUCUGUCAAAAUGAGCUUGUCAUUACAUCUGCCAUUAAGAAUUCCAGACUCAAACUCACAGCUAUGGGAUUGUGACUUCAUACUCGAUAUACCAGGUCCAUAAAAACAAUAUUAAGGUUCAACUACUGAAAUGAAAAGACAAAAUCAAAGCUGUGUGGUUGAAUUCAUCCUCCUGGGCUUUUCUAACUUUCCUGAGCUCCAGGUGCAGCUCUUUGGGAUUUUCCUAGUUAUUUAUGUGGUGACCUUGAUAGGAAAUGCCAUCAUUAUAGUCGUCAUCUCCUUAAACGAGAGCCUCCACGUUCCCAUGUACCUGUUCCUCCUAAAUUUAUCUGUGGUGGAGGUGAGUUUCAGUGCAGUCAUUAUGCCUGAAAUGCUGGUGGUGCUCUCUACUGAGAAAACUAUAAUUUCUUUUGUGGGCUGUUUUGCACAGAUGUAUUUCAUCCUUCUUUUUGGUGGGACUGAAUGUUUUCUCCUGGGAGCAAUGGCUUAUGAUCGGUUUGCUGCAAUUUGCCAUCCUCUGAACUACCAAGUGAUUAUGAACAGAGGGGAUUUUGUGAAAUUAGUAAUGUUCUCAUGGAUCUCAGGGAUCAUGGUGGCUACUGUGCAGACCACUUGGGUAUUUAGUUUUCUGUUUUGUGGCCCCAGUGAAAUUAAUCAUCUGUUCUGUGAGACUCCCCCAGUACUAGAGCUUGUGUGUGCAGACACCUUCUUAUUUGAAAUCUUUGCCUUCACAGGCACCAUUUUGAUUAUUAUGGUUCCUUUCUUGUUGAUCCUCUUAUCUUACACUCGAGUUCUGUUUGCCAUCCUGAAGAUGCCAUCAACUACAGGGAGACAAAAGGCCUUUUCCACCUGUGCCUCUCACCUCACAUCUGUGACCCUGUUCUAUGGCACAGCCAAUAUGACUUAUUUACAACCCAAAUCUGGCUACUCACCAGAAACCACGAAACUGAUGUCAUUGGCUUACACAUUGAUCACUCCUCUGCUGAAUCCACUCAUCUACAGCUUACGAAACAGUGAAAUAAAGAGGGCUUUGAUAAAACUAUGGUGA
Chlorocebus sabaeus (green monkey) is the source of this 1194-nucleotide messenger RNA. Its product is annotated as olfactory receptor 10A3. Gene Ontology annotation, biological process: G protein-coupled receptor signaling pathway. The record is from RefSeq and is a predicted model, not a curated record. Lineage: Eukaryota; Metazoa; Chordata; Mammalia; Primates; Cercopithecidae. Gene Ontology annotation, cellular component: membrane. Gene Ontology annotation, molecular function: G protein-coupled receptor activity; olfactory receptor activity.